AUGGCAGCGCCGUCCUCGCCUGUGUCGAAGAAGCAGAAGAGAGCGCAUGAGGCGGACGGCGGGCUGGUCGCGGACAGGCAGCAGCAGCAGCAGCAGCAGCAGCAGCAGACAGAGAGACUCACGCCGCCCCCGUCGCCAUCUCAGGAUACGCAGGAGAAUGCUCAAGCGAAUGCUCAAGUGAAUACGCAGAAGAACAAGAUAGACACCGACGGGAUAGCGGAUGACAUCGUCGUCGCCGUCAUCCAGCAGCUCGAAAAGACCGGCAACAGGCCGCAUCUCAUCAAGGAGCUUGCCCAGGUCCUCUCCGCCACCACCGACUCCAUCGCCAAGCUGUCGCUCUACCUCAAGCGGCCGUGGACUCCCCUCGCGCCGUGUCCCAUCGCCAAAGAGCUCAUCCCCGUCCACCCGCGCAAGGUCUUCUUCUACCUGACCAACACCCCCCGGCAGCCGCUGCCAGCCUCCUCCCAGGACAUCCUCUCGCCGGCGCCCUCGCCUUCAGUCGAGAAAGAAGUCACUCCCUGUCCGUCUCUCUCGCUGCCGGACCUCGACCGGGAUGGAGAGGACGACGACGAGGAGGACAGGUCCAGGAUGAGCCUCAGUCCAGAGGUCGACCUCGACUACAGCCUCGACAUGAUGAUGGCCUCAGACUCCUUUGCCUCUUCUCUGCCCCUACGACAGCAGCAGCACUCGCACUCCCACGGCCACCGCAUCUCGCACAACCACCGGGCUGCCUCGCCGCCUCUCGAAGGUGACGAGCGCGAGUUCACCCUCACCGCCAGCAUGGUCAGGGAGCGCACGACCGGUGACGACGGCCAGGCAGGCAAGUUGCGCGGUCUCUUGCUUGAUUCGCCGCCAGCCUCGCUCGAUCUCCAGGUCGACAUGGACGCCUCUCCUUAUCUCGACGGCCAGGCUGCCUCCGACCAGGGCGAGUAUGGCCACCACCAGUAUGACGACUACUUUAGCAGGCCCAUCGACAUCCCUACUGCUACUACUACCACCACGUCAGCUGCGUCGGCUGCGUCUACUUCUACCUCUCCAUCCGAGGCUCCCGAGAUGCUGUAUAGCACCUCGCCUUCGCCCUCCGUCGCUUCCGAGAUCUCCUUCUCCUCCCUCACCACCACCGCCACCUCGGACUGCGACUCGGACGAAGACGUCAAGCCUGCCACCGCCCGUCUGCGCGCCCACAAGAGAACAUACGACAUGUCCUUCCCCCUGGACGUCAUCGAUCUCGACCCCCGGAAGCAGUACAGCCAGCUCUCGCUCGACUGCGCAUUCAGCUUCUCCCUCGACUCCUGGGCCGACUUUCGCAGCCCCGAGACGGUAGAAGUCGACGAACUCGACGCCAUCUUCGCCGACAUCUAG
Trichophyton verrucosum HKI 0517 is the source of this 1362-nucleotide messenger RNA. RefSeq lists its product as uncharacterized. The transcript is spliced from 2 exons. The coding region runs from base 1 to 1362 and encodes 453 amino acids. NCBI's taxonomy places the organism in Eukaryota, Fungi, Ascomycota, Eurotiomycetes, Onygenales, Arthrodermataceae. The record is from RefSeq and is a predicted model, not a curated record.